AUGACGUCUGCUCCUCUCUCCCCUUCCACUGCUAUCAGUUCUGCGCAUGCGUGCUUGAACACGGAAGCGCGAAAGUUUGAAUUUCCUGUGGGUGCAAUGGAGUUAGCGGAGGUGAGGGAUGUUUCCCUUCUGUUCAUGCUGGUGGAGCAAGAAAGGGAGGUGAAGGAGGAUGAGUUGCUUCCGAUUAUAUGGAAGAAAAGCCGCAAGGAACCGCAUGGCCGCAACAAACGCAUCCCAAGGGGUCCCCCCCAUAAGCGGCCACCGUAUUUUAAGGAGCUAUACGGCUUGUGGAAGGAGGGGGGGCGUCCCUCAUGGGAGGAUCGCCGGCCUGCUGCGCGUCCAACAAAUGACCCCCUUUCCUCAGAAGAGGACAAUGUGGUGGAGGAAGAGCCAGAAGCCGGGUCCUCCCAGGCAGAACCACCCAGACCCAUGGAAGACGAACCAGUCCGUGUCGCGCACGUCGCCACGCAGACCACUAUGCUGCCCCAGUCUACCCAGACAACCAGUCUGGAGGAUUUAAUGGCCAGGAUGGAAAUCAUGGACGGCAAAGUCAACACCCAAGGUCGGCAGUUUGAGGAGCACAGGAAGUCCACACAGGACACCAUCCGAAAGAUGGAGACCUUGUGGAUUCCUGGUCUGCACCACCGAUUGCGUGCUGUGGAGGCAGGACAGGGUGCCGCAAAGUUGUCAGGCCAGGCUUCGGACCAGCGCUAGCGUGUGAUUUGCACAACACCACUCAAGGGUCAUCAUUUUGUUUCAUUUUGGAAGAAAGUGGGUGUGGGGGAACCCAGCCUCGUCCAGCUGACGUGCCACCACCUGGAAUGUUGGAGCAGUGAGGAGCAGGGUGCUCCCCAUCAGUCUCUCCGCUUUGCCCGCCCUCUUAA
This is a messenger RNA of Rhineura floridana, 884 nucleotides long. RefSeq lists its product as uncharacterized. NCBI's taxonomy places the organism in Eukaryota, Metazoa, Chordata, Lepidosauria, Squamata, Rhineuridae. Bases 1 to 714 code for a protein of 237 amino acids. The record is from RefSeq and is a predicted model, not a curated record. The transcript is spliced from 6 exons.